CCGAAAGGCUUUUUCAGGGCGGGCGAAGGGGAGGAGCGUUUAGAUGCGACAGCCUGAACGUAGGUGAGAGGUAAAGCACGGAGCGGUUUGAGAGUGCGGCUCCUUGGAGAGAGGGCGUUGGAGUUCGGUUAAAUUCCUUAUGUCUUCCCCUGAAAUUGCCUCCCUCUCAUGGGGGCAAAUGAAAGUACAAGGCUCUACUAAAAUCUAUAAGGACUGCAAAGUGUGGCCAGGGGGAAGUCGGGCUUGGGAUUGGAGAGAAACAGGAACUGAGCAUUCUCCUGGCGUGCAGCCUGCAGAUGUGGAGGAAGUGGUUGAGAAAGGCGUGCAGAUCCUUGUGAUUGGCCGAGGGAUGAGUGAGGCCUUGAAGGUACCCGUAUCCACUGUAGAGUACCUCAAGAAAAAAGGCAUUGAUGUUCGGGUCCUCCAGACAGAGCAGGCUGUGAAGGAGUAUAACGCCUUGGUCACCCAAGGCCUCAGGGUGGGAGGGGUCUUCCAUUCCACCUGCUGAUGGAGUCUUAAGAGAAUAAAUUACUAAGCAAUCAUG
Sus scrofa (pig) is the source of this 544-nucleotide messenger RNA. It is a transcript of the gene AAMDC, whose product is annotated as adipogenesis associated Mth938 domain containing. Lineage: Eukaryota; Metazoa; Chordata; Mammalia; Artiodactyla; Suidae. The record is from RefSeq and is a predicted model, not a curated record. Gene Ontology annotation, cellular component: cytoplasm. Gene Ontology annotation, biological process: positive regulation of fat cell differentiation.